GCGGAAGCCGGAGUAACGGCAAACAGAAACUUUAUUUGAACAAAGGCAGAGCCAACACAAAACACCCGUGCAGUUCGGGAUAAUCCGGCAAACGGCAGUUCAAAUAUAUUACCCACGGUGCGUUAUGGAGGAGGCGCGACACGGAGGGAAGCGACGGGAAAGCGUCGGUAGUCCGAGGUGCGCUGGGGAAACCAAACGCGGCCGUGGAGUGAGCGAGAAGUCCGGGCGAAGAAGGCACGCAGCGGGAGAAGCACAUAAGCGAAUACACAGCCUGAACCUGCACGACCACGCAUGAACGUACAAUAACGGACCCGGAAUGUGGGACCAGGAAGUGUGAGCUGCUGCUGAAAGUGACUGUGUGUUUCUGUGUGUAAAAUGGCAGAAGCGAAUAUUUCUGUGGCUCAGGACCAGUUCAUUUGUCCAAUCUGUCUGGAUCUCCUCAAGGAUCCAGUAGCUCUUCAGUGUGGACACAGUUUCUGUAUGCGGUGCAUUAAUGGCUGCUGGGAUCAGGAGAAUCAGAAGGGAGUCUAUAGCUGUCCUCAGUGCAGACAAACCUUCACUCCAAGACCUGCUGUGAGUAAAAACACUGUUCUGGCUGAAGUAAUAGAGACUUUAAAGAGGGCAGGAAUUCAAGCUAAACGUCCUGCUCAGUGUCCAGCUGGACCUGAGGAUGUGGAGUGUGACUUCUGCUCUGGGAGAAAAAACAAAGCAGUGAAGUCGUGUCUGGUGUGUCUGGCGUCUUUCUGUGAAACUCACCUCCAGCCUCAUUAUGAAUCUCCUGCCUUUAAGAAGCACAAGCUGGUGGAAGUCUUCAGACAACUCCAAGAGCAGAUCUGCUCUCAGCACGGCAAACUGCUGGAGGUUUACUGUCGGAAUGAUCAGCAGUGUAUCUGCAUGCUGUGUACUAUGGAUGAACAUAAACAACAUGAUACAGUAUCAGCUGCAGCAGUAAGAGCUGAGAAACAGAAACUGCUGUUGGAUGUGCAGGCAAAAUGUCAGCAGAAAAUCAAAGAGAGAGAGCAGGAGCUUCAGGAGCUAACAAAGGCUGUGGAGACUCACAAGCAUUCUGCACAAACAGCAGUGCAGGAAACUAAGAAUCAAUGUACUGAACUGAUCAAAUCUAUUGAGAAAAGAUGCACUGAGAUGAUGACACUGAUCAAAGCUCAGGAGAAAGCUGCAGUGAGUCGAGCUGAAGAAGUUUUUAAAAAAGUGGAGAAGGAGAUUGCAGAGCUGAAGAAGAGAAAUGCUGAGAUGGAGGAGCUUUCACACACUGAGGAUCCCAUCUAUUUCCUGCAGAGUUUUAAAUCUCUCGUGACUCCUGGAUCUGCAGAUUUACUCACCAUCACCACUAGUCCUUUCUACACUUUUAAAGCUGUAGAAAGGUCUGUGUCUCAGUUUAAGGAGAAGAUGGAAGCAUGCUUUAAAGAAGAGCAUGAGAAGAUAUCAAGUGAGGUGAUGAAUGUUGUGAUCACAGAACCCCAAAGAGAGGAAUUUCUUCCAUAUUUCUGCCAACUCACACUGGAUCCCAACACGGCACAUCAACGUAUCCAACUUUCUGAUUCUAACAGAAUGGCGACUGACAGAGACAUCCCACAGAGACUGUCAUAUAAUAAAAGGGGUUUUGUUAAAAUAAUGCAAACAGAAAGAUAUGGACAUCCAGAGAGUUUUAACCAUUACUCCCAGGUGUUGUGUAAAGAGAGUGUGUGUGAGCGAGCUUACUGGGAAGUGGAUUUCACUAAUUGCAAUGGGAUUUCUAUAGCAGUCUCAUAUAAAGACAUCAGUAGGAAGGGAAGCAAUAAUGAAUGUGCAUUUGGACGAAACCAGAAUUCCUGGAGUUUGAUUUGCUACUCCUCCUAUUACUCAUUCUUACACAACAACCAGGAAACCAGACUCCCCAUGAACCGUAGUUCCUCAAGAAUUGGAGUGUUUCUAGAUUAUAAAUCAGGAUCUCUGUCUUUCUACAGUGUUUCUGACACGAUGAAGCUAGUCCACAUAGUUCGUACCACAUUCACUCAGCCUCUCUACCCUGGGUUUGGGCUAAAUAACUAUUCAACAGUAAAACUGUGCCAUCAAACAUAGAUCAUUUUAGAUGAUUAACCCUUUAUGGUAAACAUUACAGUGAUACAGAAAGUCAAGCCAUGCUUCAUGAUAUCUAGAUACAAAAAAAGUAUUCAUAAUGACAAGGAAUCUAAAUUCUAUUUAAAGAAAUCUAAGCAGUUUAACCCCCUCCCCAAUGUAGCAUAGAUAAAUUGUGGUAAUAAUAAAGGUGAAAUCAAAUGUAAGUCUAGGUAUUCAUACUUUUCAUUGUUCUAGGAAGUAAAGUUGCCCAGAUGCUCUCAGUGGUGCACUGGUGUGUAGGGGUAGCAUGCAUGAGUAUUAUAGGUCUUGUGCCUUUUUCAACUAAUGUCUAAGUAUCAUAUGACGAGCUCAAACCUUCUGAGAUAUGAAUAGUACCCAGGUAGACCCAUCAUUACGGGUGAUCAGUCCUGGUACAGCAAACUCAUUAGCAUGAUGAUGGAGAUGUUUUUGGUGAUACAACUGUCCAUAUUUGAGCAUCCAGGAUGGUGUAUACCAGUAAUCUGUGUCUAAUUCAUGAAUUUAUUGUACGUCAAAUAAUGAAUCAAAAUAAUGAAUGAAAGAAUUUUAAUUCAGUCUGCUACAUACAGUAUAUACAAAAUCUACUCCAAUUCAUCCAUAUGCAAUUAACACAAAUGUAUUCUAAUUACUGCUACAGUAAAAAGUAAGAAAGUUUAAGUAUUCAAGAGGCUACAAUCAUCUGAGAUCCAAAGAAAUUUAACUAAGAGAUGAAAAAGUGAUUUGAGUGGGAUUGAGUAGGAGGGGUUUUGUAUUAGUGAUUUGGGUUUUAAAUAUUUAACUGCAAAUCGAUUUUUUUUUUUCUGUAUUACAUUUACUUACAGUACUUACUGUACACCACUGGCUGUUUUUGCCAAAUUAUGUACUCACAGAUCCUCUGUUUUUAAUCAAGUAAUGAGUAAUACCCAGGUGUUGUUUAAGGUUUACUUUCACUUUCUUUGUAUCUAAUAU
Molecule: messenger RNA, 3045 nt
Organism: Silurus meridionalis
Lineage: Eukaryota; Metazoa; Chordata; Actinopteri; Siluriformes; Siluridae
Product: E3 ubiquitin/ISG15 ligase TRIM25-like
Exons: 7
Coding region: 376-2079 (567 amino acids)
Molecular function (GO): protein binding; zinc ion binding
Source: RefSeq, a predicted model, not a curated record